AAAUUCAGACCCACUCGUCUCUCAUCACUCACACUCAAUGGAGACAUUACCAUCGUCCCCACCAUCAUCACCGCCGGAGAUUCUCGACCUUGACUCUAUCAAAGCUCUCAAAAUCCUCGGUAAAGGCGCCACAGGUACUGUCUUCCUCGCACACGACGUCGUUUCAACCUCCUCUUCUUCUUCUUCUCCCUUCGCCGUCAAGCUCGUCCACAAAUCCUCCGCCUCCUCUCUCCGCCGUGCACGGUGGGAAAUCGAGGUCCUCCGUCGUCUCUCCGUUGACUCUAAUCAAAACCCUUUUCUCCCACGGCUCUUAGCUUCCUUCGAGUCACCCGAAUACUUCGCUUGGGCCGUCCCUUAUUGCUCCGGCGGUGAUCUUAACGUCCUUCUUCACCGUCAAAACGACGGCGUUUUUAGCUCUUCUGUUAUUAGAUUCUACGUGGCUGAGAUCGUAUGCGCGCUUGAGCAUCUUCAUACCAUGGGGAUCGCUUACAGAGACUUGAAACCAGAGAACAUUCUGAUUCAGCAAUCCGGUCACGUUACCUUAACCGAUUUUGACCUUUCCCGGAGCCUCAAAAAACCCACCCGGCCCCAAUUCUAUCAACCCGACCCGGAAUUGAUAACCGAUCGUAAAAAAAGUCGGAGCUUUUCUCGGUUGAUCUCGCCGGCGGGGGAGAAAAACAAAACAGGGUUGAAGAAAACGAGAUCCGCAAGGGUUAACCCGAUUAAUCGCCGGAAAACGAGUUUUUCCUCCGGCGAACGUUCAAAUUCUUUUGUUGGAACCGACGAGUACGUCUCGCCGGAGGUAAUUCGCGGCGACGGUCACGACUUCGCUGUAGAUUGGUGGGCCCUCGGCGUUUUGACAUACGAGAUGAUGUACGGAGAAACGCCGUUCAAGGGGAAGAGCAAGAAGGAAACUUUUCGUAACGUGUUGAUGAAGGAACCCGAGUUCGCUGGAAAACCCAACGACCUCACUGAUUUGAUCCGGCGGUUACUGGUGAAGGAUCCGAAUAGACGGUUAGGUUGCCACCGUGGCGCGGCGGAGAUAAAGGAGCACGCUUUUUUCGCGGGUGUGAGAUGGGAUUUGUUAACGGAGGUGUUACGACCUCCGUUUAUUCCGUUAAGAGAUGACGGAGAACUAACGGUAGGUGGGUUUGAUAUUAGGGAACAUUUUGAGAAACUGAAGACGACUCCAUCAUCAGCUCCUCCGUCACCGUUACAGUCUCCGCCGCACGUGUGUCGUAAAAACGAUCCGUUUAUUGAUUUCUGAUCCACGUGUGGGGAAUCAAUCUAACACGUACAA
Molecule: messenger RNA, 1300 nt
Organism: Arabidopsis arenosa
Lineage: Eukaryota; Viridiplantae; Streptophyta; Magnoliopsida; Brassicales; Brassicaceae
Source: the annotation of a GenBank genome assembly